CAGUUGUUUGUUGACAUUAUUCUUUGAAUUUUUUUAGUUUUUAUUCAUGUUCGCAAAUUCAUUCUUUCAAGAACAAAACGUGAUUUUCAUUAAAAUUAACAGAAUUUGGAAGACUUUUCUUGGACCUGACAUAAUUAGAGAAUUCAUUACUCAAAGAAUUGUGACAAUAGAACGAAGUGGGAUGUAGGUUACUAGAAGUUAUUUUUCUCUAAAUUUCUUAUUAAUGUGCUUGGGUCAUGAACUUAUGCGUCUUGAUUUGCUGCAUCCUGCUGUUAGUGGACCAGGUGGAUUUGGAUAGUCAGACAUUAAAAAAUGCCAAUGUUUCUUUCGAAUUCACAAAACAACUAUAUAAUGUUUAUAUCAACGAGAACAGCAUUCCCAAAACAUAUGCAACACAGUCUCCAGGAUCAGAUUUCAUGGGCAUUUAUUUACCACCUAACACAUUUUUUGAUGUGCGGUAUAAGAUAGUUGAAGGAGAUAAAGAUAAGUUUUUCAAAGCAGAACAUCGAAUAGUUGGAGAUUUUUGUUUUUUAUUCAUUAGAAUAAAAACUGGUAAUAAUGAUGUGUUAAAUCGGGAGCGUAAAGACAAAUACAUUCUUCAGUUGCGUGCUUCGGCUUAUACCAAGGAAGGUAAACAGAAAGUUCAACUUACUUCUGAAACAACAGUUGUCGUUACAGUAUUAGAUACUAAUGAUCUCAAUCCAUUGUUUUACCCUACUGAGUAUAAUGCUACUGUUUUUGAAGACACACCUAUUCAUCAAAGUAUUUUGAGGGUAGUUGCUGAGGAUGCAGACUUAGGUAUCAAUGGAGAAAUUUAUUACAGUUUCAUCACUGAAACAAAUAAAUUUGAAAUCCACCCAAUAACAGGUACUAUAUCUUUGAGCCGACCUUUGAAAUAUGAAGAAGGGUCAUAUUAUGAACUAACCGUAUUUGCACAAGAUAGAGGAAAGAACUUCAAACAUGGAGGAUAUGGAAUGUUUAGUAAGGCAAAAGUACGAAUCAGAGUACAGAAAGUUAACUUUCAUUCUCCUGAAAUUGGAAUCAAAAGACAUCCUCAAAUAGUAGAAACAUCCAAUGCUGAUAUUUAUGCUAUUGUCAAUGUAUCAGAUAAAGAUACUGGUAAAAAUGGAGAAAUAGCCAGUUUAGAAAUUGUUGAUGGGGAUCCUGACGGACAUUUUAGAAUCCGUUCUACCGAACAAAAAGGUGAGUAUACCAUAGAGGUAUUGAAGUUACUAGACAGAGAAACGGCACCAAAUGGAUAUCAAUUAAAGUUACGGGCUAGAGAUAACGGUAUACCACCUAGAGAAACCUAUAAAACUGUACCAGUGUAUUUAGCAGAUUUCAAUGAUAACACCCCCAUAUUCAAUAAAGAAAUAUACGAAGUGAAGGUACCUGAAACAGCCCCCGUAAAUACACCAUUGAUAAGACUGAAAGUAACUGAUGCUGAUGAUGGUAAAAAUGGUCUGGUGUUUCUAGAAAUUGUGGGUGGAAAUGAAGGUGGAGAAUUCAGUAUAAAUCCCGAAACUGGUAUGUUAUAUACAAGUGUGCCAUUAGAUGCUGAGAACAAACAGUUUUAUAGUCUCACCGUGUCAGCUGUUGACCAAGGCAAUGUUGGAACACGAAAACAAUCAUCGGCAAAAAUAAAAAUAUAUGUGGAGGAUACAAAUGAUAAUGAUCCGGUUUUUGAGAAAUUCGAAGCUACUGUUUGGAUUGAUGAAAAUAUGCCAGCAGGUACAUCUGUAACGACAGUCAGGGCAAAAGACAAGGACCGUGGAGAAAAUGCCUAUAUAUCAUACCUUAUCGCAAAUCUAAACAAAACUCCAUUUGAAAUUGACCACUUUUCUGGAUCUAUCAAAACAACACAGCUCCUAGAUUAUGAAAGUAUGAGGCGUGAAUAUAUCCUUCACAUUCGAGCAUCUGAUUGGGGAUUGCCUUAUCGUCGUCAAACAGAAAUACAAAUGACUGUAAACAUUAGAGACAUAAAUGAUAAUAGACCACAGUUUGAAAAAAUUGACUGUGUUGGACAAGUGUCCAGAUAUAUUCCUAUUGGAUCGGAAAUAAUUACCCUAUCAGCUAUUGAUUUUGAUUCUGGAAAUAUUAUAAGUUAUCGAAUUGUAUCUGGAAAUGAAGAUGGCUGUUUUAGUAUUGACUCUACAUCUGGAACAGUUUCUGUCAUUUGUGACUUGAAGGAUUUAAAGGUAGAUGAAAGAGAACUCAACGUAACAGCAACUGAUAACACGCAUUUUGCUGAUGUUUCAAGAAUUCAUAUGAAACUUAUUGAAGGGAAUAAUAAGUUGUAUAGUACUGGAAUUGGUACAUUCGAAUGUAGAGAUACUGGUGUUGCUAGGAGAUUGACAGAAGUUUUAGCCCAAGCAGAGGAAAAUAAUAAACUCCUGAAACAAGAAUUUCUAAUGAUGCCCACCCGUUAUGGUGAAAACUUACACUCUCCAGAAUUCCUUGAUUUUCCUGUUGAAAUUAAAGUUAAUGAAUCUGUAGCUCUUGGUACUAGUUUGGUUAAAUUAGUUGCUCAAGAUCGAGAUUUAGGAUAUAAUGGGAAGUUGGUUUAUGGAAUAAGUGGAGGAGAUAAACAUUCGCAAUUUUGUGUUGAUAUGGAUACAGGAGAGCUAAGAGUAAUUGGAUAUUUAGACCGAGAACGUGAAUAUGAGUACUUUCUCAAUAUCACAGUUUCUGACUUGGGUAAACCACAAAAAUCACUGUCAAGAAUACUUCCCAUCACUGUUUUGGAUGUUAACGACAAUGCACCAAAGUUUGAGAAAACAUUAGCAAGUUUCAGGGUUACUGAAAAUGCUCAAAAUGGCACAGCUAUUUUUAAAGCAAAUGCAACUGAUGCUGAUGAAGGUGAUAAUGCAAAAGUGAUCUAUACUUUAGUUACAGAAACUGAAGAUUUUUCUAUUGAUAAAACAACAGGUGUGCUAAUAGUAUCUAAUUACUUGGAUCGUGAACGUCAAGAUUUAUAUGAACUUAGAAUUCGUGCUACAGAUAGUGGAGGAAGGGGUCCUGAUAACCCACCCCUUUACUCAGAGUCAUUGGUUAGAAUAUCAAUUGAUGAUAUCAAUGAUAAUGCUCCUAAGUUCAGUUUACCCAACUAUGUCGUUAAGGUUCGUGAAGAUUUACCUAAAGGAACAGUUGUUGCCAUUGUGAUGGCUUCAGAUCCUGAUUGGGGUCCAGAAGGUGAAGUAUAUUACUUCCUGGAAAAUAAUGACGGAGAUGAUAUAUUUACCAUUGAUGAAAUUUCUGGAAGCAUUCGCACAACAAAAGCUUUAGAUUUUGAAGAAAGACAGGUCCACAGUCUAUUGGUUUUUGCCAGUGAUAGAGGAACUCCUUCUUUAUCAUCAGAAGCUAGGGUGACUAUUAAUGUAGUAGAUGUGAACGAGAAUAUGUACACACCUCAAUUCGAAGAUUUUGUAUUAACUGGAAAAGUAAAAGAGAAUCAACCUGUGGGUACUUUUGUAAUGCAGGUAAAUGCAACUGAUCUUGAUCCACCUGGCGGAGACAGUAAUAUUGACUACUCUAUUAGAUCUGGAGAUGGAGUUGGGAUAUUUUCCAUUGACAAGAAAGGAAAUAUAAGAACACUUGCUGUUCUAGAUAUUGAAACCAAAGGCUUUUAUUGGAUUACCAUUUUUGCCCAAGAUCACGGCGUUGUCCCCCUCUUUUCUAGCGUCGAGGUAUUCAUUGAGGUGCUCAAUGAAAAUGACAAUUUUCCUUUGAGCGAAGAAGCAGUUUAUUAUCCAUCAGUUACAGAAGAAAGUCCUGUAGGCACAACCGUUCUUCAGAUGAGAGCAUUUGAUAGAGAUAUAGACCCAAAACAGGAAAUCACUUACAAGAUAAUUUCUGGCAAUCCCGAAGGUUUUUUCGCCAUGAACUCCAGUACAGGUGUUAUAACAACUACUUCAAGGAAAUUAGACAGAGAAACCCAAGAGGAACACAUAUUAGAGGUAUUGAUAACUGAUAAUGGAUCUCCGCCUCUAUCAUCAAUAACCAGAGUUGUUGUAAAAGUUGAUGAUAUAAAUGACAAUAUUCCAGAAUUCGAGGAAGAGUUUUACCAUAUUCGGGUACCUGCAAUUAAUAAAGAUUCCAGUGGAGCUUUAUUUCAGGUUUUGGCUUUUGACAGAGAUAUAGGAAAAAAUGCCCAACUGAAAUAUCACAUCAAAUCAGGAAAAGGUCGAUCAAAAUUUAGAAUAAACAAUGACACUGGAAUUAUAUAUACGCAGAAGGAACUAGAACCUGGCCAGUAUUAUGAAUUCAAUGUAAAAGUAAGUGAUGGUGGCAAUCCUCCGAGGCAUAGUUCAUGCAAGGUCUCUGUAAAUGUUGAAUCUGCACCUCUUCAAUCAAAAUCUGCACCGACAGUUAAAACACCUCAACCUGUUAAACUUACUGAAGGAGAUAAUAUUGGGUUAUUGGUUUCGUCCAUUUCAGCAAAUGAUCGUGACAAUAACACAAUUUGGUAUGAUAUUGUCGGUGGUAAUUCACGUGGCGAUUUUUAUGUGAGAAAAGAUAUGGGAAAUAUAUUAAUUGCUCAAAAGCUAGACUAUGAAGUACAAAAUGAAUACUACCUUAAUAUAAGUGUAACUGAUUCAAUAAAUACCGUCUACACUGUAUUGAAUGUUUCUGUGCUGGAUAUCAAUGAUGAGAGACCUUCAUUUACCGAGAGUAUGUAUAAAGUGGAAAUAUCAGAAUCGGUACCCUUAUAUACCGAAAUUUUGAAGUUGAAGGCAACAGACAAGGAUCAGAAUGGAAAACUCACCUAUAGUUUUCACUCAGCAGAAAAUAGCAUAUCACUAAGAACAUUUAUGCUCAAUUCAAUUUCUGGUGUAAUAUCUUUAGCUGCUAGUUUAGACAGGGAAACUUUGAGUGAACAUAUCUUAACAGUCAUGGUAAGGGAUGGGGGAACUCCGGCAAAAAAGAAUUUUGCCCGCGUAAAAAUUAUUGUUCACGAUCAUAACGAUCAUAGUCCUCAGUUUUCUGACAAAAUUUUGGUUGGAAAAAUAUUUGAGUCGGCAGCCAUAGGCAGUGCCGUUCUUCGUGCCUAUGCCGUCGAUCAUGAUAAUGGGGAGAACGCUCGACUUACAUACUCCAUCAUCUCUGGAAAUGUUGGAAACUUAUUCAACAUUGAUUCAGAACUAGGAAUUAUCAGUACAGCAAAAGAAUUGGAUCUUACCUCCAUUACAGAGUAUACCCUACAGGUUAAAGCAACGGAUCAUGGUCAACCUCCACUUUCUUCUACAGUACCUGCUCAUAUAAUGAUUACAAUGUCCGACAAUGAACCUCCAAAAUUCAUGACUAAAGAAAUUGUUGCUGAAAUCUAUGAAGAUCAACCACUUUUCAGCUAUGUAGCACAUUUCAAUGUUAGAAGUACAUCAUCCUUACAGUUUGAAAUAUUAUCUGGUAACGUAGAUGGUGCUUUUGCAGUAAGUCCUAAUACAGGAGUUAUCACAACAAUGAAACACCUAGACUACGAGUCCACAAAGUCCUACAAUUUAUCUGUGAUGGCUACAAAUAUGGCCUCGAUUUCAGCAACCUGUAACGUGGCAAUUCAUAUAUUGGAUAGGAAUGAUAAUCCUCCAAAAUUCCUCCAGUUGCACUAUUUGGGUUUCAUAAGUGAAUCUGCCCCAGCACGAACUUUGGUACUAACGAACUCAAGUGAACCAUUAGUUUUGAAAGCUUUUGACGAAGAUUCUGAAAGGAAUGCUUUACUGCAAUAUGAAAUAAUCGAAUCUCAUUCUAGAAAAUACUUUCAAAUUGAUCCUCAUACUGGUGCUAUUAAGUCUACAAGAUUGUUAGAUCAUGAAACCUUCAACAACUUCAUUUUCCAUGUGCAAGUUUCUGAUUUGGGAAAGCCAAGAUUAUUUUCAGAUACUACCGCUGAAGUUAACAUCACUGUAACCGAUGUUAAUGAUUGUUCACCAAUUUUCUCUAAGUCUGUAUACAAUGUAACACUCUUAUUGCCAUCGUAUAAAGAUAUAGAAAUCAUAAAAGUGGUUGCGACAGAUCUUGAUAGUUCUGAAAAUGGAGUUUUAAGAUACGAUAUCAUUGAGGGAAAUAAACAUGGAACUUUCAAAAUCGAUCAGAAAACAGGACAAGUCACUUUGUUAGAGCCCGAAAAUCUAAAAUCAUUUCAUAAACUCCAUGUUAGAGUAUCCGAUGGUAAAUUUUCCAAUGUAGCCAAAGUGAACAUCCGUACAGAAAAAGUAGAAAAUUCCAGUUUAGUCUUCCAGAAAUCUUUUUACGAGGGCUCUGUAUUAGAAAAUUCAACCAAAAUUUCUUAUAUCUGUGUAGUGAAUGUGCUAGGCAGUGUUCUGAAUGAACAUUUGGAAUUUCGAAUUUUGAACCCAAUAGAUAUGUUUACAAUUGGUCCUACUUCUGGAGUGAUACGAACAACAGGAUUGAAGUUUGAUAGAGAACUACAAGACAAAUAUGAACUCAUCAUUGAAGCUAGAAGCAGAUCUUUACAUUCUGAAAUUAAAGUAGCUCGUGUUCCAGUGAAUAUUACUGUAUUAGACAUCAACGAUAACUGUCCUAUGUUUGUUAAUUUGCCUUAUUAUGCGGUUGUUUCAUUUGAUGCUGAGAAGGGAAGCGUUAUAACUAAAGUUCUUGCUAUAGAUCUCGAUAGUGCUGAAAAUGGAGAAGUUAGGUACGAGUUGAUUAAAGGUCAAGGUGAACUAUUCAAGGUUCAGAGAGAAACUGGUGAAAUAGAAAUCAAACAGAGUUUGCAAGGAUAUAACAAGGAAUAUGAAUUACUAAUUGCAGCGUAUGAUAAAGGUAUAACACCGUGUAGGAGUGAUACUACUGUACACAUCAAAGUUAUUAACAAAUCCAUGCCAAUUUUCAAGAAACAAUUCUACUCUGUUGGUAUUCCAGAAAAUAUUGCUUUACAUUCUCCUUUAUCUAUUUCUAUAGAAGCUGAAUCUCCACUGUCACGUAAACUCAUCUAUAGCAUUGUUGAAGGGGACGAAAUGGAAAAAUUUUCAAUUGAUUUCAAUACAGGUGUAAUAUCAGUCGUAGAUGAAUUGGAUUAUGAACAACAAGCACAGUAUGAAUUAUUGGUAAGAGCAACAGACUGUGUAUCUGGUAUAUCCUCUGAAGUACCCGUCUCAAUUGAACUUCAAGACUUCAAUGAUUGUCCACCACAAUUUACUGAAGAAAGUUACAGAGUAUCCAUUACAGAAGCAUCUCAGAUAGGAACAGCUUUACUAACAGUAUCUGCAGUUGAUAAUGACACUGGUCUAAACGGAAGAAUCAGAUAUUCUAUCAAAAAGGACUACAAUAACGACACUGAUUAUUUUUACAUUGAUGAGGAAGAAGGGACAAUAUUUUUAAAAACCUCUCUAGAUCAUGAACUGUCAAAUAUGCAUCAUCUUAUUAUAGUUGCUACGGAUCAAGGAGUACCCAGUAUAUCUAGUACAGCCCAUGUUUGGUUGAAAGUACUAGAUAUGAAUGAUAACCCACCUAAAUUUGGACAAAGUACAUAUACGUGUAGGUUAUCCGUAAAUGCAAAAAGAGAUCAAUUUAUGACAGUGGUUCAUGCAAGUGAUCUUGAUGAAGUAGAUCAAAACAACUUACGCUAUUCCAUAGUUGCUGGAAAUGACCAACAGAUAUUUUCGAUGAAUCCAAAGACAGGAAUAAUGACUUUAACUAAUAUAGAAAACUUUGGUUCACAGCAUACUAUGUUCGUUAAUGUAUCUGCUUCUGAUGGAGUCUACACCACCUUUGCAAAAUUGAAAGUAGAAUUAAUAGCCGCCAAUAUACAUGCACCAAAAUUUGAUGAGGUAAUCAGAGAUGUUCAAGUUCCAGAAAAUCAUCCAGCUGGUUAUUUAGUAGCUACGGUUAUGGCAACCGAUAACGAUAUGGGGGAAUUUGGAAUUAUAAGUUAUAGUAUUUGUUCGGAAUUAUUGGAUAAAUUAUUUUUUAUUGACAAGAAAACUGGGAAAAUAACAACCAAAGUUUCAUUAGAUAGAGAACAAAAAAAUAUAUAUGAAAUAUUGGUUUCUGCAACUGAUGGCGGUGGGUUAUCUGAUUUCAUUACAGUAAGAGUGAAGGUCACAGAUGAAAAUGAUAAUGAACCAACGUUUUUGUUGAAAGAAUACAAAAUCAGUAUACAUGCCAACUUGACCAAAGGUAUUAGCUUCACUAAAGUAAGAGCAGUUGACGACGACGAGGGUAUCAAUGCACAAAUAGAAUACUCACUUUAUGAUAGAAAGUCACCUGAUAUUGCAAAUAUUUUUGAAAUCAAUGGCACUACUGGAGAUAUUUACUUAUUAACAACUGUUAAUCACCAUGUUGGUCAAGUUUUUCAGUUUUUUGUUAGGGCUAGUGACAAAGGUAAACCUAAAAAACAUUCAGAUGUACCAGUGAAUGUUAUAAUUAUGGGUCCCAAUGAUUUUCCUCCAAUAUUCGAAAGACGAGUUGCAAAAUUUUUUCUGUCAGAAAAUUCUCCAACAGGAACUGUCAUUACCCGUUUGAAAAUAGUUCCAGAUAUUCCAGUUAAUUUUCAGAUCAUUUCUGAUUCAAAUGAAAAUCCACAAUUCCAUAUUGAUUCACUUGGGCAAAUAUCUAUUGCUAGGCCCCUCAAUUUUGAAACUCAGUCAUUUCAUUUGAUUGGUGUUUUAGCUUUAACUGACUCUAGCCCACCCUUAGCUACGUUGGCAGAGAUUAUGUUACAGGUACAGGAUGAAAAUGAUCAUGCACCACAGUUUGAAAGUUCAACUUAUAUUUUAUAUGUAGCUGAAAAUAUAAAAGAAGGCAGCUCAGUGUUAAGAGUAUUGGCAUAUGAUGAAGAUCAGGGUAACAAUGGAGAAGUAAGAUACGACUUCGCAAAUGAUUUAGCAGAAACAUCGAAUUUUUUUUCGAUAGACACUCACACAGGGUGGAUAACCACCAUAGCUAAACUUGAUAAAGAAACUAAGUCGGAACACAAGUUUUAUGUUAUUGCUAAUGACAAUGGAAUCCCACGACAUUCUACCAGAACAAGGGUUAUAAUUCGGCUGAAAGAUUAUAACGAUUGCCCAACAAAAUUUAAAAAGACUAUAUACAAAACUUCAGUGAAUGAAGAUGCACCACCAGGUACUGUGAUAGUGACACUUGAUACUGUGGAUAAUGAUAAAGACUUAUCCACAACAAUUGACUUUUACAUUGUAUCUGGUGAUCCCAAUUCACAUUUCCAAAUUAGACAAACUGGUGAAGUUUAUGUUGCUAAACUGUUAGAUAGGGAGACUGUUCCUUUCUAUAAUUUGGAUGUGAUUAUAACAGAUGGUUAUUUCACAGAUGUAACCAAAUUGGAGAUUACUAUUUUAGAUGCCAAUGAUAAUCCUCCGUUUUGUCUCAAACAUCGAUACUACAAGACAUUGUCCGAGGGAAUAUUACCUGGAUCAUUCAUUUUGUCUAUUGAAGUUACUGAUAUGGAUGGACCAGAAUACUCUAAACUGAAAUAUAUUUUAUCUGGCAGUGGAUCAGAAGACUUUCACUUAGAUGAAGAAGCUGGUCAUUUGAAAACGGCAACAUAUUUGGAUAGAGAGAAGCAACCGAAAUAUUUACUAACUGCUAAUGUACAUGAUAAAGAAUAUUCUAACUGGGAAUGUUCAUCUCAAAUUGAACUCAUAAUAUUAGAUCUCAAUGAUAAUGCUCCCGUUUUUACCCUGCCAUAUUAUUCAGUAUCAUUAGAUGAAGAUGUGGAAGUUGGAACAUUAGUUACCAAAAUACAUGCUACUGAUGAUGAUGCAGGAAUUAAUCGAAAAAUCAAAUACUCAUUUAUCGACUCGUUCAAUAAUCAUUUCCGAAUAUCUUCUGACAGUGGUAUAGUUACCCUUGCUAAACCGUUAGAUAGAGAAAUGAAAUCUAAAUACAAUUUAACGGUACAGGCAGUGGAUUAUGGAACUCCGCAAUUAUCAAGCAGCACCUAUAUAGUUGUAAACGUACAAGAUAUAAAUGAUAAUCCUCCAGAAUUUGAAAAAUCGCAUUAUUUUGCAAUCGUUCCUGAAAUUGAUGCUAUCGGCACAGAAGUUGUUAGAGUUUUGGCUACAUCCAAAGAUAUUGGAGCAAACGCUGAGGUUCACUACUCAAUUAUAGGAGGAAACGAACAUAAAAAAUUCAGCAUAGACAGUACGACUGGUGUCAUAAUUGUAUCUGAUACAUUAGACUUCGAAAGGGCCAAAGACUAUUUUCUAACUAUUCAGGCUAUUGACGGUGGUAUACCACCUUUGAGCAAUAUCGCUAAUGUUAACAUAAGUAUAACCGAUUGUAACGACAAUGCACCUGUUUUCAGCCAACAGUCUUAUAAUGCUAAAGUUGGAGAAGAUUCUCAAAUAGGUGAAAAAAUAAUACAGAUCACUGCAACAGAUUUGGAUAGUGGUAAAAAUGGAGAGGUGUUAUAUUAUAUUUUGAAAGGAAAUACAAUGGAACACUUUCAAAUUGAUGAGAAAACAGGUUAUGUUUCAGUUGCUGCAGAAUUAGAUAGAGAAAAUAUAUCAAGCUAUGUCAUAGAAAUUCUUGCUAAAGAUAAUGGCCUGCCAGUUCUUUCUCGUCAGUGUUUAUUGAAUAUUGAAAUUUCUGAUGCGAAUGACAACCCACCAUUAUUUUCAAUGCCUAAUUAUACUGCAGUUAUUCAGGAAGAUAAGCCGAUUGGAUACUCUGUUGUCAAAUUUGAAAUCACGGAUAAAGAUAGUUUUCCAAACACAAUUCCUUACACUUUUGAUUUUCGAAGUGGAAAUGAUGGAAACACUUUCCGAUUGGAUCAAGAUGGUAUUUUAAGAACUGCAACAAAAUUCAACCACAAAAUAAAAGAUACAUACCUAUUACAAAUAAGAGUAUUUGAUAAUGGAAUUCCUCCCCUGUACUCAGAUACAUGGGUAAUAGUAAAAAUAAUUGAAGAAUCACAUUAUCCUCCAAUAAUAACACCUCUAGAAGUGAAUAUCAAUUCAUUUUUAGAGGAGUAUCCUGGUGGUGUUAUAGGAAAAGUAUAUGCAAAUGAUCAAGAUCAAUAUGAUACUCUGACUUGGUCGUUGUCGCCGACAUUUGGAUCAUCAUAUUCAACACAGGACUUGUUUGAAAUAAAUCAAACAGAUGGGACUUUAACUGCUUUGCCAAGAUUGGAUAUUGGAAAUUAUCGCCUCAACGUUACAGUGACCGAUGGAAAAUUCUCAAGUUACACUAUAGUAAAAAUAAGUGUUGAAUUGCUAUCAGAAGAUAUGUUAGAGAACUCGGUUGCUCUGAGAUUUCGCGAUGUUAGACCUGAAACAUUCAUUCUUAGCCAUAGAAAAGGUUUUAUUAGAGCAGUUAGGAAUGCAAUGAAGUGUAGGUCUGAUGAUGUGGUGAUAGUUAGUGUACAGCCCUCAAGUAAUGAAUCACCAAGAUCAAAACGUUACACAAGCAAAAAUUUGGAUGUACUUUUCACUGUUCGUAAAUCUGAUGGUGGCUUUUUCUCGUCCGAUGCCAUACGAAAGGGACUGAAUGUGAGAUUGAAUGAGUUAGAGGAAAGCACCAAAUUAGUUGUAGAAGAAAUUAUUCGAUUGGAAUGUAGUGACAAAUACUGCCUGUAUGGCAUUUGUCAGGACCAUUAUGUGUUAGAAAAUGAUGUUAUUGAUCCUAUCUUCACAGAUGUCACAAGCUUUGUGUCCCCUAGACAUCGUCCAUGGCUGGAAUGCAUUUGUAAGGAAGGCUAUGGAGGAGACAAAUGUGAUACCAUUGUAAAUGAAUGUGCCAGAGAUCCAUGUUCAACUUUCAAACUAUGUGUACCAGAUUCAUCUCAAGUGGGAUACUCUUGUCAGUGUCCAGAAGGCUACACUGGGCCAACUUGUGAAAUUGAUAUAUCCAAAUGUCAUAGCAAGAGUUGUUAUGUUGCCAGGAAUCCAAUAUCAUUUAGUGGAAAGAGUUAUUCCCAGUAUAGAAUUAUAAAUAAAAAAUCAAUUGAGGAUCAAUUGAGUUUGAGUUUGCGAAUUCGAACAGUACAACCCACUGGAAAUCUGAUGUAUGCUGCUGGCAAAGUGGACUACAAUAUUCUAGAGGUUGUUAAUGGUGGAGUUCAGUACAGAUAUGACUUGGGCAGUGGAGAAGGUAUAGUUAGAGUUUCUGAUAUUUAUGUUUCUGAUGGUAGCUGGCAUGAAGUCAAAUUAGAAAGAGAACGUAAUACUGCAAAAAUCGUUAUUGAUAAUACAUACACUGCCCAAGGUUCUGCUCCAGGAAUAAGCGAAAUCCUCAAUUUACAAAGUGACGAAAUGUAUUUAGGAGCAGAAGUCCAUCAACAUCCAUCUAUUCUAGGAUUCGAAGAUGUUCAAAGAGGUUUUUCUGGAUGCAUGGAUGAUAUAAAAAUAUCGCGAGUAUCUGUUCCAUUACAUAAAUCGGGAGAGAAUUUAGCAGUUAUAUUGAAAAGAUUUGCAAAUGUGGAAUUCAGUUGUGACAUAGGUACCAUUCUUAUACCACCAGGUCCGUGUGGAUCGCAACCUUGUAUGAAUGGUGGUACUUGCAGAGAAACUAAAAAUGGUUAUGAAUGUGAUUGUCAUGAAAGAUAUAAGGGAACCCUUUGUGAACAUGACAGUGAUCCAUGUGCCUCUGCUCCAUGCCUUUAUGGUGGGAAAUGUACCCCUACUAUCACAGGUGAUUUUGUAUGUGAUUGCGUCUUGAGACUCAGUGGGAAAAGAUGUGAAUAUGGUAGAUAUUGUUCACCUAACCCUUGUAAACAUGGAGGAGUCUGUGAAGAAGGUGAUGAUGGACCUCUAUGCAAAUGCAGAUCGUUUUUUGGAGAAUACUGUGAAUACGAUCUGAAUGAAUGUGAUUCUUCGCCUUGUCAAAAUGGGGGAACAUGCUUGAAUGAAUUUGGUUCAUUUCAAUGUGUUUGCCCACCUAAUGUAACGGGAACUUAUUGUGCAAAUAUCAUAUUCAACACCCCUAUCUCCACAACAUUCUACAACAUCACAUGGGAAGAACUUGUAUAUUUUGGUAGUGGAGCAACUAUCAUAAUAUUGCUCAUCAUAGUAUGCGUUUCAUGCAAGUGUUAUAUCAGUAAAAAAAAUAAACGUAAUGCACAUAACAAGAAUCUCAAAGACAAUAUUGUUCUUAAUUCCAAUAGACCACAGGAAAUAUGUGAAUAUAAAAGAGGAUCUAAACUCAGCAAUCUUGAAGUAAACCAAAGAGAAAUUCCAAUUGCGCCACGACCAGUUUCGUACACUGCAAAUUCUCAGAAUGAAUCAUUAUUCAACUGCAAUGCUGCUCAUGUCAUGUUGAAUAACUUAGAUACUCUCAGAAGCUACGGAUCUGCAGGAGAUGAGUUAGAAAAUGUACCCCCUGAUUAUGUGAAGAAUUUGAACAGAAAUACACCUCCUGGUUGUAUGAGUAAUAAUUGUGAUUCAGAUAAAACCACGUGGGCUGAACAAAUGCAUUUAGCAUCAUCACUUGCAGAUAAGUCAAAAAUUAAAAAUGGUAAUAUACCAGACUUCAAAAUUUCAAGUCCUGUCAGCUGCGAUACAGCAAAUAGAUUGUAUAACAAUAGGGCUAAUACUAUCAAUGUUAGACCAAAUGGAUUGUCAUGUGGAGAAGACGAACAAAGAAGUAUUGAAAGUUAUCAUUGGGACUGUUCCGAUUGGGUACGUCAUAGUCAGACACUCCCCAAUAUAACGGAAGUUCCAGGAAGUGAAGUCCCUGAUUCUUCCAGCUUCCACAGCAAUGAAAGCAAUGAGUCUCGAUGCCAUAUGUAUUCAUCAGUGAUUGCCCCUAUUGACCCACAGCGACACAUUGGGACACUUACUGAAGAUAUUGAAACUGAACGCGAUAUGAGUCCUGAUGAACCAAUCAAUGCCCUAAACACAGGAAAUGAUGAUUAUGGUUUCACCCCAGCUGAGAUUUAUAUACGUCACCCAAAUUCGUAUCUUCCGCUUCAUGGAUACAAUAUCACAAACGAAGUAGAGGGUGAUAGCUUACAAAGUCCUGGUGCAGAAUCAGAUGAUGUUGAACCUUAUGGAUUUCCAAGUAAUCGGAACAGAAUCAAAAAUUGUGAAGAUGAUAUGACAUCUGUAAUCACAACUUUAGAAGAAAGACAUUCUUUGCUUGGUGGUUAUGUGAGUAAUAGUGACCUUUCCACUAAUCUUUGCGAAAUUGAGGAUUCAGAGUGUGAAACUGAGCAUAAACCGUUGAAUAGUUAUGCAAAUGUAGUCCAGCAGACGUCUGUAUGAUACACAUUUCUUUUAACACAUUAACUUGCUGAAUGGAAAGUUUCAGAAUCCCGUGAUAUAAAUCACAUAAGAUUUUGUCCUUGGGCUAUGAUUUCGUAGUCUAGGACUAGGCUACGAAAAUUGUUUCCCCAAGUGUUGACUGAAAAUAUUCUAUUUAGAAUUGGCAUAUCAUUCACUAGAUGUUCAGGGAGAGUAUUCAAUUAGUAUUGUGUCAGUUUUUAAUUCAUCUUCAGAAUUGUGAUAGGUGUCUCAUUUGAGAUUGUAUUAAUGACUAGCUGUUUAUUUUUUCAAAUGAUACAAGUACUGCUCCCUAAACAAUAAUGCUCAUUUAACAAACAAAAGCAAAGGAAUUGAAUAUUUUUCUAAUAUGUUAUAUGUUAAGAAUAUUAGGUUAGAUGAUAUUAUUUUUAAUGUACAUGCAGUCUUGGUUAAACGUAAAAAUCCAUCAUUGACAAAAAAUAAUUAUUGUGAUAGAGGCAGCUGAACACUCAAAUAGUUUUUUGUUUUUGCUUAAAAAAUGUCACAUAAGUUCUCUCGAAAACUUGAAUGAAAAACCAUGUUUAAUUAUAAGUACUAGUCUUGAAAAGGUCCUCAUUGAGGAACCUUGCAUCAGUAUUAUAAAAGAGAUAUAGUUGAGUGUUUUUCAUAGCUCUCUUGUUUUUGCAGUCUUUUUCUUUAAAAACUCCAACAUAGAUAAUAUGAGAUUAUUGAGGAAAAGAACUUCAUCAUUCCAUUAUAGACAAAAUAUUGUCUACUAUUUAUUUAAGAUCUUUGAAGAAAUUAACUUUUCCAUAGUAUCAAACGAGGUCAGGGAAUAUAUUUCCAUCAAAAUGAUAUGUUGUCAAAACAGGAAUAUUUUUUUGUUCAACAGUUAUCAACACUUAUCUCUUUGUAUUCAAAUUUUGUAAGUUACGAAACUAUUUUCAAUAACUUUUAUCUUGUACAAUAACGUGUAUGAACAUGGAGAAGAAGAAAGCCAAAACCUUUCUUACCCCAAAAUUAAUUCUCCUAAAAAUAUAUCCCUUUCUAUUAUAUCUCAAUUUGUGAAUAUUAUUAUAACUUUUAGAAAGGUUGAAGUGGUAGAUAUUCAUUGAAUACGAUAUGAUCAUAUUUGUGUUUCUAUUUCAACAUCUCUUGAAUACAAGUCAUGAAAUUAUAGAACAACAAAAAUUAAUUGGCGCUCAAAACAAAAUGUCUCCAGAGGCUUCAAUAAAUUCAAUACAUCGCCAGAAU
Molecule: messenger RNA, 15410 nt
Organism: Leptinotarsa decemlineata (Colorado potato beetle)
Lineage: Eukaryota; Metazoa; Arthropoda; Insecta; Coleoptera; Chrysomelidae
Gene: kug
Product: FAT atypical cadherin kugelei
Biological process (GO): multicellular organism development; cell migration; homophilic cell-cell adhesion
Cellular component (GO): plasma membrane; catenin complex
Molecular function (GO): calcium ion binding; cadherin binding; beta-catenin binding
Source: RefSeq, a predicted model, not a curated record